GUUUUGAAGGAAGCAGCAUGGCAGGCAAGUCCUACCUGUGAAGGAAUCCACCCAAGGUGAAAGCUGCAGAGAAGGCUGUGGAGUGCCCAGAAGAAGAUAGCUUAAGAACAGUUCCGGAGAGGAAGAAGUGAUGAACAGCCACCUGGAAUUAGAUUGCGGCCAGUGAGGUGGAGGUGCCAGAGGAAUUCAGAAAAGCUAAGAUAAGAGAAGAGAAAUUGUUCCAUGAGACUUUUGCAAGACAACUCAGGUUGCUGAAUUGUAUGAAUAGUUGUAAGGAUUUCACUUGUGUUGGGGUUCAAAGAAGAGCCUACAUGGGUGUUGAGUGAUUGAAAGAGAGAAGACACUGCCUUCCACAACCAGGUUCCACAGGAUUGGGGGAGGUCACUCAUUAUUUCAGUAGCGUUUCGAAUUGAAGUAGAAGACGCCGGCUUUCUGGAGAGAUUUAACUGUAGGCUGCGAGAGGAAAGUCCGUCGUCUUUGGGUACAAGAUCUGGAAGCGAGAGCAAUGGCCAAAUUCUGGUUGUGUGCAGCCGUUGGAUUUUACAUGUUGCAGCAGAUUUGCGCAGCCCGAAUGGAUUUGAAUAUAAGUUGUAGAUAUGCAGGUGUUUUCCAUGUAGAGAAGAAUCAACGCUACAGCCUUACGAGAGAAGAAGCUGUUCAGCUUUGCGAAGCACUUAAUAGUACCAUCCCAACCUGGGACCAAAUGGAAAAAGCCUACACCCUCGGUUUUGAAACUUGUAGAUAUGGUUAUAUAGAAGACAAAAUCGUACUUCCCAGGCAUACUCCUUAUUUUCUUUGUGCAGCGAACAACACAGGAAUUUAUAUACUUUCCUCAAAUUUUUCUGACCGAUACGAUGCAUAUUGCUUCAAUUCGUCAGAAUCAAGAGAUGUGGUUUGUGAGCCAGUGAAAAAGUUAUAUUCAGCUUUGCCUGAUAAUAACAGCAGUGUUGAAAUUUUCAAUGCUGAUGGAUCACGGUAUGUUGAAGGAAAGAAGGUCACCGAAAGGCCACAAGUUACUGAAGAUGACAGUAGUGUGGGCAGUGGUUCUGCAAUUGGCAGAGGAACUACAGAUCCCAGUGACUUCAUACCAGAGGAUGAUAUCACAACAUUUACAGCAGUAUAUGGAAGUGAAGACCCCCAUUACCACCAUCCUUCUGAAGAUCAGAAUCCUACUGAAGAAAAUUCAAAUCAUGGAAAGCAUCAUGGAAAUUCUAGUCAAGAUCAGCAAAUCACUGAAGAUUUUCCAUUAUGGUGGCCACCUGAAGAACCUAAAGGAAUGCAGAAUACAACCUCCAGCGAGGAUCAGAGUUUUGAAGAUGAUGAUGAUGGUGGUGGUGAUGAUGACGAAGAAGGGUCUGGGCAAAAAAAUCCUGAAACAGUUCUUGAGUGGGACAACAGUGGUGAUAAGGAACUUCAGUCAUCAAAUACCACUGUGAACUCCAGCAGAGAUGUCAAACAAGAAGAAUCAACCCAUGGUAUAUUGCUACCUGCUGUACAUUCUGGAAGGGACAGUGAAGUCAGAUACUCAACAAAUGACACAAGAGUGGAUGUCUUACCUGGAAUUGUUCCUCUAGGUCAUGAUGAACAAUAUUCAACCACUACCGCUAUGUCCUCCAGUGAUGAUUUCUUCAAGCAGGAAGACUCAAAGCAGCCUCAACUGGCGAGUGCAUUUCCUGAACUGGAAAUUGAAGACACAAUAUCCCCUGCAAUCAACACUUCAGACAUGUUACAUCCAGAAUUUUCCAUUUCUGAUGAAAAUGAAAAUACCCUGGAAAAAGACCCUUUUCAUCGUCCAGUUACAUUCUUCAAUGGAAGUGUUGAACAUGAAGAAGGACAUCAACAUCAGCCAUCAGCUGUUGAUACAGUUUCACACAGGAAUCAAAGUUCUCUCACAAACAGGACAAUCCAUGAUAUUGUACAAAUACCUGUGCCUCCAAGGGACAGCUAUUAUGAAAAUGCAUCUUCUCAGUCAGCAGUAGUUUCCAGUGUUAGUACUGAUUCUGAAGCUCCUACUCAUCAGUCAAUAUUGCACCUAGAGGAUAGUGAAGAAAAACAUCACACAAACACAUCUAGAGAUCAAUUGCUGCCUGGAGUUCUUCAUCCAACUGCAACAACUGUAGCCUCCAAGGAAAAAAGAAAAGGCAACGAAACCACACAAAACCCAUUAUUUUUUGAUAUCCAUCCAGGACUGGACAAUAAAAAUGAUCUUCCUGAGAACAAAACUAGGGAUGAUUUUCAGUCUGAAAUUAUUCAUAUUGAAAGAAAGCCUGAAUUGGAAACAACUCAGACAGCUGUGAUUUCCACGAAAGCUGGUGAUUAUGAGGAUUCUACCCAAGAUUCAUUGAUUAAAGAAGAUCCUGAUUUGAGUGAGAAACUUCAUCAUCCUACAAAUUCAUCAAUAAACGAUUUGAUACCUGGAAUUAGUAAUCUCCCAGAUAAUGUGCAAGAAAAUAAAACAUCACAUACAGUUGCCAUACUCAAGGAUUUUGAAGAUUCAGCUCAAUCACCAUUGCCUCCUAUUUACCAGCCAGACUGGUUCAGUGAAGAAAAACCUACUAAUACUUCCAGUAAUGGCACGGAAAUCAGUAAACAGCAUGAAAAUGAACAUCAUUCUUAUGAAGAUGUGGGCUUUUAUGGGACCAAAGAAGAUUCAACCCCAGAACCAGUGAGGCAAUGGGUUAGUGAAGACAUGUAUACUACAAAAUCCACAGUGGAUGUCUUAUUUUCCGGAAUUGUUCCUCGAAGAGGAAUAAAUCAAAAAAAUAAAACUGAUCAUACAGUUGUGGCCUCCAGUGAUGGAGACAAAAAUGAAAAAUCAGAUCUUGGUCCAGAGUGGCAUCCUACAUGGACCAGGGAUGAUGAAAAUCUUGUAAAUAACAGUCAAGAUCCUAUAAACAGACAUCCACCUUCCACUGACAGUCCUGAUCCAAACAAACACCCCAGUGUAGCGGGAGACAAAAAUAUGACGCCUUUACCUGAAGGAUCAGGAAAAAGUCAACCACGAAUGGCUCGUAUACCAGAUUGGCUUAUUGUAGUUGCUUCCCUUUUGGCCCUGGCAUUGAUUCUUGGUGUUUGCAUUGCUGUAAACAGUCGAAGGAGAUGUGGGCAGAAGAAGAAGCUUGUGAUCAACAACGGUAAAGGAGGAAUAGAUGAGAAAAAGAAAGAUGGGUUAAAUGGAGAAGCCAGCAAAUCUCAGGAAAUGGUGCACUUGGUACACAAAGAGAAGCCAGAAGACCAAAAGGGCCCACAUGACGAAUUCCAAGCAAUUGAUGAAACACAGAACCAACAAGAUGUGCCCUUGAAGAGUGGCAUGUAGGAAAGCUGUGCUAAUCAAAUUGAAUCAGAGUUGGGGAAAACAAAAACCAUCAUACUGAACUGGGACUAGAACUCAGAAAUGCAAUGAGCUACUGAUCUCUUUAAAACAUAAUUAAGCAUACAUUUUCUUGUUUUUUUCUUUUGUAAUGGUCAGCUUCAAAAAUGUCAUUUUUGGUUUUGCCCAACAUUGCACCAUUUUGACCAGUUUAAAUUAGUGACCAUCCUCUUAUUACUUGUAUUUGUUCCCCAAUUGCAAUCAGUUUAGUAAGGCAAAACACCAAAAUUUAUUUUGCCUGACAUAGAAUUUUUGAACUUUCCAGAAUCUGUAGCCAUUAAGGUAUUAUAAAAUGCAUUCCCAAGGAAUUCAAAUGAUAGGCUAUCUUGAGAUUCGACUCAUAGAUUUUGGAAUUGAAUUUUUAUUGGUCAGUUAAGAAAUUGUUAGGUUUAUUAAAUCUCGUUAAUGUUUUAAUAUUUUGGAAUUACUUGUUGUAAUAGUUGAAUAUGAAAAGCAUGUUUUUACACAUUCCACAGAUCUCCACCAUAUUAAAAACACUCACCAAAAAGGAUAGAAAGACCAAAAAAAAACAAAACAAAACAAAAAACCCCAAAUCCAAAUCUGAUUUAUAGCAAAUAAAUUUUUAUUCUCUAUAAUCUAAAUAAUGUGGUGAUGUUAUCUUUAAAUUUCAGUGUUCACCUUCCUUGUCAGCCUGCUGUACCUCUGGUGUAUCUUAUUCCAGUUAUUAGGGAUCCCAUUAAUUAUCUUAUGGGCUGAGAACUGACCCUAGAAUAUUUGGACGGGACCAAACCAAGACACAUUCCUUUUUUCUUGUCCCACUGUCCCUCAUUGUUUGCGUUCCCUUGAAAUACCCAUUUCCUGUUUGAGUCUGAAUUAAUAGGUCGCAGUCUAAUGAGAAUUAGAGUAAAAAGAUUCUUAAGAAUAAAACAGGGCACCUCUUUUCCUACACAGUUCCGGUUCUAGCAGAGUAUGUUUAUGUGAGAUUUUUUCUGUGCAGUCAUGACUUACAGUGGAAGAACACAUGAAACAUAUUUGAAAUAUGUAAUUCAGAAGUUCUGAUCUCUUGAAAACAUGCCACUAACUGAAAUCCAGCCAGGAUAUCUAUACACAGAAUAAGUGCCUUUAGUAGAAUGUACUGUAUGUGCCUCCCAAUUUUCCAGAAAUAUGAUAUUGAAGGUUGGAGAAAAUUUUGUAGAAUAUUAUGUUCUGUGUGCAUUACUGAGUGUUUUCAGUCAUGUUAUACUUUUUAGUAAUAAGAUAUAGAAAGUAUAGACUAACUACCUUAUUUUGGAAUCCACUGUGAUAAUUUAGCUGAUCAGAUAUAAGAAACAAUUGUUUGAACUUUUAUUGGAUUGUUUUUCAGUCUGAAAGAAUGCCUGGAGUAUAACCGUCACCCCGUAUGUGCUUACAUUAAGAAAACAAUUAUUGUCAGCUACCACACUUUCCAUUUGAAUUACAAUAUAAUAAUUGAUGCCAUAUACUUCUUUGCUCAAAGAUGUUGGAAUAAAACUUUGAAGAGUACUUUCACCUGG
Molecule: messenger RNA, 4863 nt
Organism: Crotalus tigris (Tiger rattlesnake)
Lineage: Eukaryota; Metazoa; Chordata; Lepidosauria; Squamata; Viperidae
Gene: CD44
Product: CD44 molecule (Indian blood group)
Exons: 21
Coding region: 506-3316 (936 amino acids)
Biological process (GO): positive regulation of ERK1 and ERK2 cascade; cell adhesion; inflammatory response
Cellular component (GO): macrophage migration inhibitory factor receptor complex; basolateral plasma membrane; plasma membrane
Molecular function (GO): cytokine receptor activity; hyaluronic acid binding
Source: RefSeq, a predicted model, not a curated record